ACGAUAUUAUAUUACGUUUGAUAACUUAAGUUAAUUUUGUACCAAAAAAUAAACAAACCUGCCCCGGAAGUAGUUCCUCCUGGUGCCACGUCAGAGCUGUAAACUCCUCAUCGGUGCUGCUCCUAGCUGUGCAGCUCUCUGCAUCUUCUUAUUUCUGUAACCAUGCUUUACCUGAGACUAAGCUGUUUUCUGCUGCAUGUGUUGGUAGUGUUUGGGACUGAGCUCACAUUUGAGCUCCCUGACAACGAAAAGCAAUGUUUCUACGAGGAUCUAGAGAAAGACGUGAAGUUUGAUAUAGAUUUUCAAGUCAUUGCAGGAGGCAACUAUGAUGUGGACAGCUUUGUCACCGAUCCUCUGAACAAUGUCCUGUACAAUGAGAAGAAAAAGCAGUAUGACAGCUUCUCUCACACCACUGCUAUGAAGGGAGUCUACAAGGUCUGCUUCAGCAAUGAGUUCUCCACUUUUACGGAUAAAACCGUGUACCUGGAUUUCCGCCAUGGAGAUGAGGAGCCUAUCAUUCAGACCAUGACUGCUCCGGUAGCACUGACUCAGUUGGAGUCGUCCUGCGUGUCUCUUCAUGAGAUCCUGAAGGUGGUGGCUGACUCGCAGACGUGGUACAGGCUACGAGAGGCACACGACCGCACAAAAGCUGAGCACCUCCUGGAGCGGGUCACCUACUGGUCCAUCGGAGAAACCGUCCUGCUGUUUGUUAUCGGCAUCGGUCAAGUCAUGAUGCUUAGGAGCUUCUUCAGCGAGAAGAAGGGCUCAGUGGCAGCCCCAACUUAAAACUAUGUUCUCUGAUGUGCCCUGAGAAAGACCUGUUGAACCUCGUCCAUGUGAACCUGUUUGCUUCAUGAGAUUAGCACACGUCUUGUAGUAUUUCCAGCAAACCUUUUUUGUCAAAUAGGUAGUUUGGGCAGUCUUUUUCUUGUUUUUAGCUGCCUAAAAAAUGCCUCUUUCUUGUCUGUGUGAAACAGAACUCGCACUUGAAAUUGACUAAUUUCAGCCUUGCACAUAUUACCUCCUCCAUGAAGGUUAUGUUUACAGUUUAUAACUUUGGGUCAUAGGAAGACUUGCUCCAUUUUUCCAUAAAUUUGGUGGGAAGUUGUGCCAAGUAAAAGCUUGUUUGAUGUUUCAGAUUAUCUGAUGUACACAUCAUACUCGCGUAAACACCCUUGGCGGAGGUCUGUGCUUUCUGAGUGCCCUUCUAGUAUAUUAUAUUUUAUGGUGCAAAAUAAAGAAAUUCAAUUUGAUUCAUCUGUCAAUGACCCGGAUUGCUUUUACAGAGUGUCAUCUGAAUAUCCAGCACGUUGUGGCACAUCAGUUUUUUCUGAAUGUUAUUUGUUCUUGUUUUCUAAUGUUAAUUAUGUCUGUUAUUUACUUAAUUUAUGUACAAAAGAAUUGUUUAAAGAGAUGUAAGAGCUCAUGUCCUUCUGUAUCUCAUACAAAAGUGCCUUUAAAAAUCUUUCUUUUUUCAUUUCCUACCAAAUUUUAAGUUUACUGUUUUAAUUUCUGGUUUUGUGGUUGCAUCUUGUUGUUACUGAUUGGUUGGAUUCUCAGUUUCUUAGUUUUUACAUGCGGGUGUGAUUACAAGUUCAUGUUAUUUCUUAAAGAUACAUGUUGACCAAUAAGUAUGGCUUUCACUUUUCACCAAGAAAGUUAUUCUUGCAGUUCUUUGUUUGUCUGUAUUGUCCCAACAACCUGUUAACAGAUUUCAAUAAAACCUGGUGGAAAGUA
Molecule: messenger RNA, 1737 nt
Organism: Eleginops maclovinus (Patagonian blennie)
Lineage: Eukaryota; Metazoa; Chordata; Actinopteri; Perciformes; Eleginopidae
Gene: tmed3
Product: transmembrane p24 trafficking protein 3
Exons: 3
Coding region: 163-786 (207 amino acids)
Biological process (GO): Golgi organization; intracellular protein transport; endoplasmic reticulum to Golgi vesicle-mediated transport
Cellular component (GO): COPII-coated ER to Golgi transport vesicle; COPI vesicle coat; Golgi apparatus
Source: RefSeq, a predicted model, not a curated record